Molecule: messenger RNA, 535 nt
Organism: Cuscuta campestris
Lineage: Eukaryota; Viridiplantae; Streptophyta; Magnoliopsida; Solanales; Convolvulaceae
Source: the annotation of a GenBank genome assembly
CUUAAAAAACAUUUUCAACAAAACAUGCCAUGAUGUCUCCUUGCCAAACAGCUCUAUUGUAGCACACUUUUGCAGCGACACAUAACGUCCGGAUCUGUCGAGACGCCGCCGGUUAGGAGCCGGCCACCGCAGCAAUUGACUCGAGACUGCCGGUUCAGAAUCAUCAGCUCGGUGUUAGCGGAUAUGGAGUCUGUGACGAUGGGCACUCAGCAAAACAGGAAUCAGAUUCAGCCCGGACAGCCGUUUCACCAAAUGGAUACGGAUGAAGAUGACGAAACAGUGAAGCAACUCCAAGAAUGCUCUGUACAUUACCUUGCCUUACAGGAUUGCCUUGUUGAAAACAACCGCAGCUGGAAAUCUUGCCAAAAUGUAGUUCAAGCUUUGAAGGCUUGCAAUGAGAAGAGAAAUAUCAAGAAGGGGAGUUAGUUGAUUGCUAAGAAACAUUUUCUCUUUCAUUUUCAAUGCGAAUGAGCAAUGAAUAAUAAUGCUGAUAAUAGAAACCGUUUUCGUGCAUCGUCGCUUCUCAAAUGUUGCA